GUUUGCCCAAUUAACCAGCCAAAACCGGCUUACAGGAAAAAAAAGAAAAAAAAAACCUCUCUCUUUCUUGCUCUCUAGAAUAGAAUCUGCUGACACCCUUUCUCUCUCUACUGCAAACCUAAACCCAGAGCCGAAAAAAAUGGCGGCAACAGCAACCGGAUCUUCCAGAAGAACCUCAAGCGGACCAGUUAUCCGAUCUCUUUCUCCCUCCGGCAGAUUUCAUCUACCUCACUCGUCUUCGUCUUCAACAGCUUUCGCCUAUUCGAGCUCGAGCUUUGCUUCACGUUCCUCCACUUUAUUUAGUGGCAACCACCAUCACCACCAAAGAUCUUCAUCACCUACUCGUGUUAACUUGUACGGAAACACUCCUUCAGCUCCCUCCGUACGUAUAUCGCUUGACCGUCCGAGUUCUCCCAACCGUUCAAUCUCUACUAUUAAUCCUUCCCGCGGCCACCAAGUGGUAAGGAAAUCGAGUACUCCAAAGAGAACUUGUAUGUGCUCGCCUACUUCGCACCCUGGCUCCUUCCGCUGCAGUCUACACAAGGGCUUCAACAAUUCAAGCAGUGCUAAUUACUCUUCAAACACUCGCUUAAACGCGCGCAGAUCGGCAAUGACGAACUCGUUGGUGAGGAUUGGUGGAGUGGAGGGUGAUUUGGUUAAAAGAGCUUUGUCGGCUUUGAUUCGGCCUUCUUCACACCAGCAACGGCGUCGCGGCGCAUUCCAGCCUCGUCCGAGCCGGCUCUCCGUGAUGUCCAAAGCCGAGGAUUUGUUAUAAUUAGGGGUAUGUUGGUUAACGAACUUCUUUUUGUUUAGCUGUCAUAAAUUCCCGGCGACGAUGAAGAUUGGAGGGGCUGAGAUUCCGGCUAUGGCUGAGGUGCGUGUGGCAGCGCGUGAGGAAUCAUGACGGACGUGUUUUAAUGGAUCCGAUAUCAGAACCUUGAUAUAUGAAUAUUUUUGAGUGUACAUACCUAUAACGAUAUAUGAAAACAGUUGGAGCCAUCAAUGGCCUGUUUCAGGACUUAA
Jatropha curcas is the source of this 1023-nucleotide messenger RNA. RefSeq lists its product as hypothetical. The record is from RefSeq and is a predicted model, not a curated record. NCBI's taxonomy places the organism in Eukaryota, Viridiplantae, Streptophyta, Magnoliopsida, Malpighiales, Euphorbiaceae.